Molecule: messenger RNA, 2648 nt
Organism: Haliotis rubra (blacklip abalone)
Lineage: Eukaryota; Metazoa; Mollusca; Gastropoda; Lepetellida; Haliotidae
Exons: 2
Coding region: 866-2419 (517 amino acids)
Source: RefSeq, a predicted model, not a curated record
GCUGGUUUAACUUUCACGUCUACAGGCCAACAAGUAGCUGCCGUCAUUACGCGCACGCAGGAUAUCAACGUAUAUUGUAUGGCGUUUGCCCGAGAUCUCGCGAUAUCGGUAAUUGCAAGCUACAGUCGUGAUUAGUCGAUUUGUCAACCACAAGCACAUACCAGAAUUGGCGAUUGAACAGAACUUAAUCUACAUCACAGUUAACUGGAAUUGUGGCGCAUGCGCACUGCCCCUACUGUUUGUGACAGGCCGACCGAACAUGUGGCUGUGGUUGACUGGUCGUGUUGUUGAUAACAAACUAGAGAAGACAUAACAAAACAUGUCAGGACAAUGUUGAAAUGUCGGAGCAGGGUGGAAAUUUAUUCACUCAGGAAAAUAUCGAGGAGAUUGUUGAUGUUUUAAAGGUUGACCUUGGCGAUGACAAUGGCAACGUGUUCCAGGCCAAGGUUGCGGCGAUGCAGAGGUUCCUCCGAUACGGGAUGUCCAAGUUCUCUAAGGAGAAGCUGUACCAGCACCUGUCCAUUGUGGCCAGGCGGGUGUCCGUCCAGGAGCGGAUGACCUCAUGGAAUACUCAGCACAAUAUCGUCAUCAAGAGCGUCGGUCAUCUCCGUACAGUUAUCCAGAACAUGCAUGGAAAGGACAAGUAUAAUGGGCUGCUGGAAUGUGAGAGGCAGGCCAUAAGGUACUUCUUGCACUUUUUCGUUGAUUUGGACCAUAUAAAGUGUUUAAAGGGAGCUUCGACAGAGAAGUGCACACAGUGUUGUAUUAUGACUACUUCGAUCCGUCAGACUGGAAUCCGCCCCAGAAGGGAAGUGCGGGCACAAAAGGAGGUAAGCCUGAAGACAAGGACAGCGGGAACUAUUCCAUGUCGGAACUUGAACAUGAAAAACAUGGACAGGUGACAUAUUUGAAGCCCCCAAAGGGAGGUAAUUCUCCCAGGGGAAGUGUCUCACCAAGAGGAGAUAACUCCCCAAGGGGCAAAUAUGAUGAUUCAUUUACCCAGGUUGGGUUUUCUUACUCUAAGCAUUUGGAUGGGAGUGAGAGAGAAAUGCUUCGUGUGACUGUGAAUGAACUUGAAGAGGUUAGCGAGAGGUGGGACAGACUCUUGAUGGAAGAUGAGCAGGAUCUCGAAGACUAUGACCCAGAGAGUUAUUACGAAGUGAUGGAAUGUGAGGAACAUACUAGAUUUGAAGCAGUGUUUCGCUUACUUUCUGACAUUUUUGCCAAAUGUUAUAAAGUUAUAGAACUGUCCAAACAAUGGUGGAAUCUAGCACAUAAGAUUUACAAAAGACUUCCUCUAAGGCGACCUGUGUCUCGUGGAUGGCCAAGGUGCCGGGAGAGGACUCACAGAUCUAGAAGUGACGAGGAAAUGAACACAGAGAUGGAUCCACAAGAACCCGAAGUGGAUGAAUCAGAGCAGGCAGAUCCAAUAGGUGCAGUUGAAGAGAAACAUGACGACCACGACCAUCUUAUCCAUGUCCCUGAACCUCAGAAACAGCAGAAAAAUGAGCGGGUCAAGAACAUCAAGGCUCGCCUGUUUGAUCUCUCGUAUGCUAUUCAGGAACUUGACGAGGAUCUGACUGAACAUAAAACUGACUUGAGGAAACUGGACUCAAGGGAAAGAAGGUUCCAGAUGCUGGAAAUCUUAUUUGGAAAAGUGGAUGCCAACCUGGAAGAGAUUAUGGACAAAUGUCGAAAGCUCCGCGCUCAGAGAAAAGUGACUGCUCAGAAAUACUCCUACACUUUCAGAGGCACCGAGAAAUACUUUGACUACAGGGAGAAGCUCAGGAGGCUGGAUAAGAAGCUAAUGAAAUAUGAUAACGAGAUACAGCUUUUAGUGUACAAGCAAAACGUCGUCUCACAGGAUUACAUGUUGGAGAUGGAAAUUCGACCAAACUUUAUCAGAUCGUAUGAUGAUCUGAGGACACAGAUUACUGAUAAAGAACAUUUGCUUCAGCAACGCAGGAGCGACAAGAAGGACCUUGAGGAGGAACUAGACCUCCUGGAACCAGAUGGUUUGGCGGGAAGAAGUCGAAAAAGUGAAAAUGGCAGUUCUUCUGGACAUUCCGUACUCACUGAUCCCAAAGGGGAGAUAACUGAUGACUUCCUGAUACAACACGCUAAAGACUACAAUGAGGUGUUUAAUGGUUUGGGCAAGCGAUAUGAACUGGUGAGUUCAGCUCCCCCUGUUAAGACUCAGCUCAGGAAUAUGAAAAGGAAAGAGGUGGUAACUCCAUCAGUCACUAAACCGGUGCCACCAAGUAGUGAUAAUCUACUUAAGAGUGUUACGACGAUUGAUGGUUCAAAUCUCAUUAAACCCGAAAAGCCAAAAUUCCAAUCACCUCGACCACCCCCUGGUCUCAAAAAGAGGGCACGGAAGCCGUUUCCAGGGAGACGUGGAGUUAAACAACCUGUGUGAUUUAAGGGAUCAUUCAAAGACAUGACGUUAUAUGGAACAACGUGACUCAAGACAGUCAUGUGAACUAUAUCAUUACCAGGCUGGGGCAACAUUGGGGCUGGGGCUCAGAGAACCCAGAAAGUGCAGGAACAAAUAUCUAUGCUUCAAACACGUGAGCAAAACCGAUAAUGGUUGCCACAACACAUACAUUGUUGUGAGAUGAUUUUUUAAAUAAAACAUAUGCAGUUUC